AUGUGCAGAGGAGAAGAAGAACAACAGCAGCAGCCACUGGUUCCUUGCUUGCACUGCCAACCACAAGAAUGCAUCAGAAUGGUUCAGCAUUUGAUAGAGAGGUGUUUGAUACUUCGCAUGAACAGAGAUGAAUGCGCCACAGCACUCUCCAAGCAUGCCUGCAUUCAUCCCACAGUCACACUCACUGUGUGGGAAGGAUUGCUGAAAGAGAAUAGAGACUUCUUCCGGACUUACUCUAGAAUUAUUUCUACGGAUGAUCAGAUCAUUAAUUAA
Linum trigynum is the source of this 273-nucleotide messenger RNA. The record is from the annotation of a GenBank genome assembly. Lineage: Eukaryota; Viridiplantae; Streptophyta; Magnoliopsida; Malpighiales; Linaceae.